ACAAGCAGAAGAAGAAAAAGAACAACGUUGUGUUUGUUGAAACACGUGUCUUGGUUGAUACUGAUUAGAGUUAGGGUAACUGCAGUAUGGGAAAGGUUUCGAUGAAAAAGAGGAGUAUGAAGGGUCGGAAGAAGGGUCCACGUAUUACGGACGAAAGUACAGACAAGGGGCUGCCUAAUGCCGGUGAAACGAUCACGGACGAUGAGAACGAAGGCAGCGACGAUGAACGACGACGCCAAAAGCUGCUGGAAUCUAUCAGCUCUCUCGGCGGCAAGAGGAAGAAAAAACUGUUUGAGCGAUCCGAGGCGAGCGCCCAAAUGUCCGAAUUUACGGUCAUUGCGGAGGGAGAGGGCGUCAAAAUUAACAUGUCGGAUUUGGUCAAGUCAUUAGACAAAGUCCCUAAUGUCUCAGUGAAGGCCAAGAAGCAGUUGAAGAACCUACAGCAAAGCCGGAAAGCCAUUAAAUGUCCUCUGAGCAGGGAGGAAAGUGAGAGGAUCCAGAGAGAUGUGGCGUUCCAGAAAGCUGCAACAGAGGUCAGCAACUGGCAAAGUGUUAUUCAACAGAACCAGAAGUCAGAGCAACUCAUCUUUCCUUUGAAUCAAGAGCCCUCUGGCCCUAAACCCCUGGAGAGAUUAGUCACCGGCUGGAAGGCCAAAACUCCACUAGAACAGGAAAUAUUUGCUCUCCUGUCUGCCAACAAGCAACCCAUCAAUGAUCCCAGUUUGACCCCCUAUGAGGAGGCUUCAGUGACAGCGAUGAGUCUGUUGGAGGCCAAGAUGCGGCGCGCUGAGCUGCAAAAGGCCAGGGCUUUGCAGUCCUACUAUGAGGCCAAGGCACGGAGAGAGAGGAAGAUCAAGAGCAAGAAACAUCACAAAGUGCUCAAAAAAGCAAAGCGCAAAGAUUUUCUCAACCAGUUUGAUGAGCUGGUGAAAAAAGACCCCGCUGCUGCUUUGGAGCAAAUUGACAAAAUUGAGCUUGCCAGAAUGCAGGAAAGGAUGUCAUUAAAACAUCAAAACAGUGGAAAGUGGGCCAUGUCAAAGGCCAUAAUGGGGAAAUACGACAAGGGAGCUCGCGCAGCCAUGCAACAGCAGUUGGAAAUCAACAAAGAUCUGACGCAAAAGCAAGUGGCAUCCUUUAAUGACGAAGAAGAGAAAGCAGAAGAUGCUGAAAUUGUGCCUGAUUUUGCCAAUGAGGCAGUGCAAGGAGCAGAUCCUUCAAAUCCCUGGAUGAGAGGAAAGCUCUUUGAAGAUCCUGCAGAGAAAGAGAUGCAAGAUGUUCAGGCAGAGGUGACUGGAGCUGCAGUCAAUGCCGAGGAAGAAGAGGAAAGUGAGGUGGAGGAAACUGAAGAAGAAUCACUGCUGCGAGAAUUUGAGAAGCGUCGAAAGAUACGCCAGGCGCAUGAAGCUGUUGAGGUUGGAUUUGCGGAUGCAGGAGCUGGAGAAGCAGGUGCUCUUGAAAUAGAGGAUGAGCAGCAGUUAGAGUUCACUCAACUCUACACAGAAAAAGUGCACGUCUGUCAGGAGGCUGAAGCUGAUGGCAGCCACACAGACACGUCUGCUCAGCUGCAGGAAGGACUUCUGCGUAUCCAGACAUUUGAGGACAUGGAGCUCCUCAGUCAAGUGGAGUUGGUUGCUGAUAAAGCACCUGAUGAGCCCCAGAAGUCCUCAGCAGCACCUGACCCGCUUUCUGACACGGACAAAGCACAGAAAACCCCGAAACGGAAAAGGGGGAUCCAACUGAAAGAAGUUAUGACAAAAGAGACGCACGUCCUUCAGAUGCCUCUCGCUCCGACCGCCGCAUCCGCCGAAGACUCGGAGGAAAAGCGUGGUCAGAUGGGGCUCAUUAAAGAGGCUUUUGCUGGAGAUGAUGUCAUCUCAGACUUCCUUAAGGAGAAGAAGAAGCAGGAGGAUGCGGGAAAGCCAAAGGUGGUAAAUUUGGCACUGCCUGGAUGGGGGGAGUGGGGUGGGAUGGGCCUGAAACCAUCCCGCAGCAAGCGCAGGAAAUUCACAUUGAAAACCACGCCACCUCCUCCCAGGAAAGAUCACAACCAACCUAGUGUCAUCAUCUCAGAGAAGAGAAAUAGCGCCAUCAGCCUUCACCAGGUGAAUUCUCAGCCAUUUCCUUUCAAUAGUCUUGCGCAGUUUGAAAGCACCCUGUGCUCUCCUCUGGGCCGCACUUGGAACACCGAGCGGACUGUCAAGAGUCUCACCAAGCCCAGGGUCAUCACCCGCCUUGGCUCCUUUAUUGAGCCCAUGGCUAAGGAGGACUUGAUGAAAGUCAAUAAGGGUAGCCAGAAAUUUGUCUUGAAAAAGUAACAACUAGUGUGAUGAUAGUACAGGUAAAUACAAUGAAAUGUACAGCAGCAACAUGUUACUGUAAUACGAUGACAAGGUACAAUGAUCCUGUGAAGACAGUGUUUAUUUGUGCAUGUACCAGCGCAACUGAUUUAGAACGUUUGAAUUUCUACUUCAAAUCCAUCUUCAAAUUAUCAUUCAGCAUAAACCUUUCAGGAAGUACAAUUGUAUGUUUAAAUAUGUCCUUUCAUAAUGCAUGGCAUAUUUUAUACAGAUUCAUAUUUUUUGCCCCCCUAAUGUGUUUUUUCAAGGAGGAAUCCUAUAAACAAUUUGAGUACAAAGCAAUUGCAUUUAUAUCAAGAUACUAUACUGUGGGUUAUGAAUAAAUCUUAAACAGUUA
Dunckerocampus dactyliophorus (ringed pipefish) is the source of this 2694-nucleotide messenger RNA. RefSeq lists its product as uncharacterized. The coding region runs from base 87 to 2315 and encodes 742 amino acids. Lineage: Eukaryota; Metazoa; Chordata; Actinopteri; Syngnathiformes; Syngnathidae. The record is from RefSeq and is a predicted model, not a curated record. The transcript has a single exon. Gene Ontology annotation, biological process: rRNA processing. Gene Ontology annotation, cellular component: small-subunit processome; nucleolus.